AUGAGAACUCGAACUAGACGUCGGUUACCUCUUCCACCUGGACCGAAGAAAUUGCCAUUCCUUGGAAACACGUUCAGUAUGCCAACCUCAUCAGAGUGGGAGGUCUUCGACAGAUGGUGUAAAGAAUAUGAUACGGACAUUAUUCACCUCGAUGUUGCAGGUACUUCAAUCGUGGUCCUCAACACCGUCGAAGCUGCUACCGAGCUUCUCGAUAAUCGUUCGGCCAUAUAUUCCAGCAGACCACGAAUGACAAUGGUUAACGAGCUAAUGGGCUGGGACUUUAGUUUCGGUUUGAUGGAGUACGGUAUGUGGCGAUCACAACGCCGACUCUUCCAGCAAGAGUUUAACCCGGUAGCCGUGGAACGGUAUCAUCAGUGCGAGCUUAAGGCAACGCAUGAGCUGCUUAGGCGACUUCUAGAUAACCCCAAUAAGUUUAUUGAACAUAUUCGACACCUCGCGGGAUCUACCAUAUUGUCUAUUGCCUAUGGGCUGGAAGUACUUCCGGAGAACGACCCGUACAUUUUGGCCGCGGAAGCAGGUCUCUACUCGUUGGCCAAAGCGGCGGUGCCGGGCGCGUUUCUUGUUGAUUCAAUUCCCCUCCUCAAGUACAUUCCAGACUGGUUCCCUGGUGCAACAUUCAAGCGUAAGGCGAAGGAGUGGCGGCAAUAUUCGAAGACUAUGAGAGAAAUGCCUUUUGAGGCCGCCAAGCGGAGAAUAGCAGAAGGUACGGCAGCUCCUUCUUAUACUUCGUAUAGCCUGGAGAAGCUCGAUCACGAACGAGAUGCGGCCUCUGAAGAAUGUCGAAUUCAAUCAACAGCGGCAACCAUGUAUACUGGUAAGAGCAGUACAGUAUCGGUUCUAUGUACUUUCAUCCUGGCAAUGUUAGCCAAUCCCGAAGCACAGAGGAGGGCACAGGAAGAAAUUGAUGUGGUCCUCGGUCCGGGAGAGCUCCCACGGUUUGUCGAUGAGAAUUCGCUGCCGUUUGUGAGUGCCGUGGUGAAGGAAGUUCUGAGGUGGAAGAAUGUAACACCUAUGGGGAUACCACAUGCGCUCACUGCUGAGGAUGUCUACCAAGGGUAUAAUAUUCCCUCUGGUUCCACCGUCAUCGCUAAUAUCUGGGCUAUGCUUCAUGAUGAAACAACUUAUCCCGAACCACAUUCUUUCAGGCCAGAAAGAUUUAUGAAGGAGGGGAAAUUGAAUCCGGAUAUCAGAGACCCAGACACAGUACUUUUUGGUUUUGGUAGGAGGAUAUGCCCGGCCCGCUACAUGGCCCAUUCCUCAAUCUGGAUUGCUAUAGUAUCUAUGCUUGCGGUUUUUGAUAUUACCAAGACAGUUGAUGAGUUUGGCAACACCAUAGAACCUACAUAUGCAUACGCAAACGCCUUGGCUUGUGUUCCGCUGCCCUUCAAGUGCUCUCUGAAGCCACGAAGUACAAUUGCAGAGGCGUCAAUUCGAGCAACGAUAAAUGGCGACGCCUGA
Molecule: messenger RNA, 1479 nt
Organism: Desarmillaria tabescens
Lineage: Eukaryota; Fungi; Basidiomycota; Agaricomycetes; Agaricales; Physalacriaceae
Product: cytochrome P450
Exons: 13
Coding region: 1-1479 (492 amino acids)
Molecular function (GO): iron ion binding; heme binding; monooxygenase activity
Source: RefSeq, a predicted model, not a curated record